Messenger RNA from Balaenoptera acutorostrata (minke whale), 3865 nucleotides. It is a transcript of the gene RHBDF2, whose product is annotated as rhomboid 5 homolog 2. Lineage: Eukaryota; Metazoa; Chordata; Mammalia; Artiodactyla; Balaenopteridae. Gene Ontology annotation, molecular function: serine-type endopeptidase activity. The transcript is spliced from 19 exons. Gene Ontology annotation, biological process: regulation of protein secretion; regulation of epidermal growth factor receptor signaling pathway. The record is from RefSeq and is a predicted model, not a curated record. Gene Ontology annotation, cellular component: endoplasmic reticulum membrane. Bases 367 to 2904 code for a protein of 845 amino acids.
UGGCUGUGGGAACCCUGGGUGAGACAAGAGGCCCAGGGUGGGCCCAGCUGCUGGUGGGGUGAUGCGCGCCCUGCUCGUGGUGUCAGCUGAGCACCAGUGAGAGAUGGAGGACAGCAGAGCCACAGGCCUGGGGUUCCCCCGGCUGUGAGCACCAAGGGAGCUGCCCUGCUUGACCUGGAGCCAUCUGUCCAUCUUUCCUUCUGUCUCUGCAUCCAUCCACCUCUCCGCAGAGCUGAGGCUUCACCCCAGAGCAUCUGUGCAGAGUGAGGAAAGGACAAGAACAUGCUCUAAAGUCCUCUGCAAGAAGACCCAGGAAGCUGUGAGCUCAACCCAAACCCUGAAGCUGCCCCGCCCCCCCCGCCCACCAUGGCCUCCGCUGACGAGAAUGGCGAGAGCGUCUCCUCGGUGUCCAGUAGCCGCCUGCAGAGCCGGAAGCCACCCAACCUAUCCAUCACCAUCCCUCCGCCCGAGACCCCGGCCCCCAGCGAGCAGGCCAGCGUGCUGCCCCAGAGGCCCGGGAACCCAGCCUUCCUGAAGAGCGUCAGCCUCCAGGAGCCGCGGGCACGAUGGCAGGAGGGCGGCUCGGAGAAGCGCCCUGGCUUCCGCCGACAGGCCUCGCUGUCCCACAGCAUCCGCAAGGGCGCAGCCCAGUGGUUCGGGGUGAGCGGCGACUGGGAGCUGAAGCGGCAGCACUGGCAGCGCAGGAGCCUGCACCACUGCAGCGUCCGCUACGGCCGCCUCAAGGCCUCGUGCCAGAGGGACCUGGAGCUCCCCAGCCAAGAGGUGCCCUCCUUCCAGGGCACCGAGUCUCCAAGACCCUGCAAGAUGCCCAAGAUUGUGGAUCCCCUGGCCCGAGGACGGGCGUUCCGCCACCCGGACGAGGUGGACCGGCCCCACGCCCUGCACGCACCCCUGACCCCUGGGGUCCUGUCCCUCACCUCCUUCACCAGCGUCCGCUCCGGCUAUUCCCACCUGCCCCACCGCAAGAGGAUCUCUGUGGCCCACAUGAGCUUUCAAGCUGCCACAGCCUUCCUCAAGGGGCGCUCGGUACUGGAUGCCACAGGACAGCGGUGCCGGGUGGUCAAGCGCAGCUUUGCCUACCCCAGCUUCCUGGAGGAGGAUGCGGUCGAUGGAGCAGAGACAUUCUACUCCUCAUUUUUUAGUAAGGAAGAAAUGAGCUCCGUGCCUGAUGAUGUGUUUGAGUCGCCCCCACUCUCUGCCAGCUACUUCCGGGGCAUCCCACGCUCGGCCUCCCCGGUCUCCCCCGAAGAGGUGCAGAUUCCUCUGAAGGAGUCUGACCGAGCCCUGGUGCCCGCGGCCAAACGCGGCAAGCGUAUCGCAUCCAAGGUGAAGCACUUUGCCUUGGACCGGAAGAAGCGGCACUACGGCCUGGGCGUUGUGGGCAACUGGCUGAACCGCAGCUACCGCCACAGUAUCAGCAGCACCGUGCAGCGCCAGCUGGAGAGCUUCGACAGCCACCGGCCCUACUUCACCUACUGGCUGACGUGCGUCCACAUCAUCAUCACGCUGCUGGUGAUUUGCACGUACGGCAUCGCGCCUGUGGGCUUCGCCCAGCACGUCACCACCGAGCUGGUACUCAGGAACAAAGGUGUGUAUGAGAGCGUGAAGUGCAUCCAGCAGGAGAACUUCUGGAUUGGCCCCAGCUCGAGCAGCCAGGUCUGGACCCGAGCUCACUCCCCCCGCCACGCCCUCCGCCCCCAGAUUGACUUGAUCCACCUGGGAGCCAAGUUCUCGCCCUGCAUCCGGAAGGACCGGCAGAUCGAGCGGCUGGUGCUGCGGGAGCGAGACCUGGAGCGGGACUCGGGCUGCUGUGUCCAGAAUGACCACUCGGGCUGCAUCCAGACGCAGGAGCAGGACUGCUCGGAGACUUUGGCCACUUUUGUCAAGUGGCGGGAUGAUACGGGGCCCCCCAUGGACAAGUCUGCGCUGGGCCAAAAGCGGACAUCGGGGGCCGUGUGCAACCAGGACCCCAGAACCUGUGAGGAGCCGGCCUCCAGUGGUGCCCACAUCUGGCCCGAUGACAUCACCAAGUGGCCGAUCUGCACGGAGCAGACCAGGAGUAACCGCUCGGGCUUCCCGCACAUGGACUGCCAGAUCCGGGGCCGCCCCUGCUGCAUCGGCACCAAGGGCAGCUGUGAGAUCACCACUCGGGAAUACUGUGAGUUCAUGCACGGCUAUUUCCACGAAGAGGCCACGCUCUGCUCCCAGGUGCACUGCUUGGACAAGGUGUGUGGGUUGCUGCCCUUCCUCAACCCUGAGGUCCCAGAUCAGUUCUACAGGCUCUGGCUGUCUCUGUUCCUCCACGCUGGCGUGGUGCACUGCCUCGUGUCCGUGAUCUUCCAAAUGACCAUCCUGCGGGACCUGGAGAAGCUGGCCGGCUGGCACCGCAUCGCCAUCAUCUUCGUCCUCAGCGGCAUCACCGGCAACCUCGCCAGUGCCGUCUUCCUCCCGUACCGCGCGGAGGUGGGCCCGGCAGGGUCGCAGUUCGGCCUCCUGGCCUGCCUCUUCGUGGAGCUCUUCCAGAGCUGGCAGCUGCUGGAGCGGCCCUGGAAGGCCUUCCUGAACCUGUCGGCCAUCGUGCUCUUCCUGUUCAUCUGCGGCCUCCUGCCCUGGAUCGACAACAUUGCCCACAUCUUUGGCUUCCUCAGCGGCCUGCUGCUGGCCUUCGCCUUCCUGCCCUACAUCACCUUCGGCACGAGUGACAAGUACCGCAAGCGCGCCCUCAUCCUCGUGUCGCUGCUGGUCUUCGCCGGCCUCUUCACCUCGCUGGUCAUCUGGCUCUACGUCUACCCCAUCCACUGGCCCUGGAUCGAGUACCUCACCUGCUUUCCCUUCACUAGCCACUUCUGCGAGAAGUACGAGCUGGACCAGGUGCUGCACUGACCACCUGCCUGGCGGGGCCGGCGCGGCUGCUCCCGCGCAGCGCUGAGGACACGGGGACUGUGCCCGGGCCAGGCUGCCUGCCUGCACAGCUCCCACCCCCGCUCCAGAGACCCUGUGGGGCCGGCCCUGCUCCCAGGAGCUCUGCCCCGAGGAGAGGCUGAGUCUGUGGGAGACGGUCAUCAAGGGGGGGCUCCUUGGGGAACUGAGGCCCCCCUUCCCAGGCCCGGGCUGGGGGACACUCCAAGCAUGUGCUUCUCUGCAGCUCAGGGCCCAGGCCCUGACAUCACCCUGCUCCCCUGCUGUCAGGACCACUUCCUGGGGGGUGGGCUCCUUUCUUCCCAGGGUCCUGGGCUGCUGCCCGUCUCCCACCUCCGGCUCUGCUGGUACGUUCCCCCUCCCUGUUGCCGUGAGCUUGCCCUUCCUGGGGACCUGGCUGGGGUUCCCACCAGGUUCCCAGCCCUGCCUGGCCACGGCCCCUUCCUGUUUCCCCUCCCAUCUCUGCCCUGUGAGUCCACGCCCUGCAUUCAUCCGUGGCCUGGUGAGCCUGCCCAUAACGCUCCGGGUUCGAACCUUCUGGGACAGGGUUUGGCCAUGGUCUGGGGCAGAGAAGGAGCAAAGAGACACAGCUAGACUGGGAAGCCUAGAGCCUCCGCUGUUCUCAGCAAACAGAGGCUGAACCCGCCCCGCACCCAGGCCCCCCAGCCCCUCCCAGCCCAGGCCCUUCCUUCAAGUCAGUGUUCUGCCACCUGGGGCUGGACUGACGCCAGCCAGCCCACCAUCCUCUGCCUCACUCCUGCCCAGGCGAGGGCAGGGCCACCCCAAGGACCUGUGUCCAGGGGUUGCCCAAGGUCAAUCAGGCCUUUUUUUUUUUUUUUUACCAGUUUAUAUUAUGAUCCUAAUUUUUUUAAAGUAACGCUAACUUUGUAUGGACGAUGUCUGAAAUGUAUUAAAUGAUAUUCUU